ACGUAGAAAUGAAUGAUUACUAGAGGUGGAAACCUAGAACAAAUACUAGUUGGUUGUACUCACUAGAAGCAUACCUCAGUCUAGCCUAUAACUUCUACAUAGAUAAUAUCCACCAUACCGCAUCCGAAAAUUCUCAGCGUUUGUGUUCUCAGUUAAACAACAAUCUGCGGCGUUAGUUGCUGCGCCAUAGAUUCUUCGCACUUUUAGCAAGCGGCGGGCACGGGAUGUCGCGAACGAAUUCGUGACAGGUCGCUGCUCGCCGUGAGUAGACCCACCGCAACCACCAGGCCGUAACAAACACUACUAGAUUUCGCGUAUCUACUGGAGUACCCAAGGUUCCCAUCGGACCGACUGCGGAAAACAGGGACGCUGGAGCCGUAGAAUAUCCUCCCCGUUUUUGUAGCAGUUUAAACGGAAAAAAUGACGGUUUCGCUGGUGGCGCAUCAGCCGCAACAGUAUCAGCAGCAGCUCUAUCAGCCCGCCCUCCAAUUCUCGCCACGUGGCACGCACUCUGCUGAAUACGCCGCGUUCGACGGAGGCAUCGACAACGGGAGCUACGGCUCGUUCAACGGAGCCCCCUCGUCGAGCAACCAACUGCAGAAUGUGUACGAAAAGCCGGUUACCAGUCCGCAAUCGACAUCGUGGGGCUUCGACGCUUCACCAUUUGACACUGACACUCCAAUGGGUGGCGAGCCGUCGAUUCAAAGUCAGCAGAUCGAUCAGCAGAUUCAAAAUCAACGCAUCCAAAAUCAACACGUCCAAGAUCACCAGAUUCUGGGUCAACGAAGUCAGGGACAGCAGAUUCAGAGUCAGCAGCUUCCGGCGUACGAGCAACUAUCCACGGGCCGCGGCGUAGGCUCCUUCGGCGGGGUUGGCGACGCCUCGUCCGCUCAUACAGGCGCGUCGUGCGGCGGUGGAGGCGGCUAUGGGAUUCAGCGUUCGAGCACAGUCUACACGGGGUACGGAAACCAAGGUUAUUACGAGCAGCCGCAACCGCAGCAGCAUCAGCAGCAGCAGCAGCAACAGGCGCCGCCGGCGGCGGCGGCGGAGACGCAACAGACGUACGCUAGUCAGCAGCGGUACUCUCAGCAAUGCCCCGGUCAACAGCAGUCAAUGGGGUCUUCUUCGUCGUCCGUCGUCACGUACUCGUCUGGUUACUCCACAUUCGCGAACUCGUCUGGUUACUCCACGUUUGGUAACUCGUCCGCUGGUUACUCGCCCGCUGCCGAACCCAUGUCGUAUUCCCCCCAGCCAAUAUCGGGUGCCGCGCCAUUCAAUACAAGCACAGGUGGCACGUCUUUCGGUACAAGCACAAAUCCUGCGUCUCCGAUCUACAGCGUAUGUGACACGUCGGCGCCGAUCUCUUGGCAAUCCACGUCAUCGGUGAUUCCAUCUGCUUCUACCGCGAUGGCGCAUAGCAACGGAACCAUAGCUCCGGCUACUCCGUCCGAGUUCCAUCCGCAGCAGCCGCCGCAACAACCGCCGCAAUAUUCGCCGCAGCAGCCGCAGCACUGGGUGCCGCCGCAACAGCACCUGGCGCAGCAGAGUUAUGCGCCCCCGCCCCCAAUGCCGCAGCAGCAGCAACAACAGCAGCAGCAGCAACGACAGCAGCAGCAGCAGCAGCAGCAGCAGCAGCAGCAGCAGCAGCAGCAGCAGCAGCAGCAGCAGCAGCAGCAGCAGCAGCAGCAGACGCACCUGCUGUCACUGCCUCAGGUGAAUCCCACUUGGAAGAAUACAGCCUCCCCCAGCAGUACCGCGUGGCAGGCUACCCCUAUCAACCAUAGCAACAGCAGCAGCAACCUGUUGAACAGCACGUGGCAUGACUCGGCGGGCGCAUCGCAGGCAGGCGCGCCAAUCUCCAGCUGCGCACCGAGUUUCGGAUACGGCGGCGGUGGCGGAGUCUCCCCCCCCGCUGGCGGAGAACACUUUCCCCGCGCUGGCGGCGGCGCUUCCCCUCACGUUGGCGGCGGAGUCUCCCCCGCGCCCAUCACGGACAGUCAUUCGUGGAGCGGAAGGAGCCCUCCCCCCGCUUCUUGCGGAAUGAGCCCCCCCGCCGCAACUUGCGGAAUGAGCCCUCCCCCCGCUUCUUGCGGAAUGAGCCCCCCCGCCGCAACUUGCGGAAUGAGCCCUCCCCCCGCUUCCUGCGGAAUGAGCCCUCCCCCUGCUUCCUGUGGAAUGAGCCCUCCCCCCGCUUCUUGCGGAAUGAGCCCUCCCCCUGCAUCUUGCGGGCACGAGUGCGCGCGUACGACAACACCUCCUGCAUUCGCAUCGCAUUCGUCAGCAGCAGCGGCGGCGGCGGCGGCGACGGCGACGGGGGGGGUGACGGGACCUGUGGCUCAAAAGGGAGGAGCCGUGGAAUGUUACUCUACGGACUGGGCUUGUAACGGUGGCUCGGUUACUAGUACUAGCCCCGCUGGUUCGCCAAUCCCGCCUGCUGCUUCUUCUCCUUCGGCUUCUGCUGCUACAGCUGCUACAGCUGCCGUUGGUGCGCCGGCGUCGCCCGCCCCCGCGCCAAUCGCAGCCGUGGGUGCAGCAGGCGCAGGAACAACAGCAGCAGCAGCAGCAGCAACCGCGGCAACGGUGGCAACGGCGGCGCCGGCGGCGGUGGCGCCGGCGAAGGACCCGCCAUGUGCGGCGUGCAAGUCGCUGCGGCGCAAGUGCACGCGCGAGUGCUUGCUGCUGCCAUAUUUUCCGCGCAACCAGCCUGAGAAGUUCCUGGUGGUGCAUAAGGUGUUUGGCGCCAGCAACGUGUCCAAGAUGCUGCAGGACAUUCCCGUGAGCCAAAGGGAGGACGCGGUCGCCAGCCUCGAGUACGAGGCGCAAGCGAGGUUGAGAGACCCGGUGUACGGCUGCGUGGGGGUCAUCUGCCUGCUACAGAAGGAGAUGCUCGCCCUUCAGGAGCAGCUGAGAGACAUCGAGGCGUCUCCCUUCGCAUCGCCCCCCUCCACGAUACAUACGUCACCAUUCCCUGGAAAUAAAUCGGCUGAUGCUGGUGAAACCUCUGCGUCAGCGGCGGUGAAUCUGGCAGGAGCAGCAAUAGGAGGUGGAGAAGGAGGUGAGGGAGGCUGUGGACAAGAGGAAGCAGCAGCAGGAGCAGGAGGUUGAUUGGGAUGAAGACAUGCAGCGGUGAAGCUUCAAACUCGGCAUUUGCAGGAUAGCCACUGCGCAGCUGAUGCCAGGGCAAUAUUUCGCCUCGCUAGAGGCAUAUAUAUUGGAUUGAUAAAAAAGUUGCCCUUUUCCCUAUGGCUUGUCGCUCUUAGUGACAACCGUUUUGUUGUGCGUCGCUUCUUCAUAGCAAAUGGUUGCUAGCUGCCUAGUAUACAAAAAAACGGGUUGGAGGCUAAGGGUGUAAUGCGUUGGCUUGUGUUGUUGAUUUGUCACAUUUUUAAAUAAAUGCCAUAAUGCUUG
Molecule: messenger RNA, 3408 nt
Organism: Closterium sp. NIES-67
Lineage: Eukaryota; Viridiplantae; Streptophyta; Zygnematophyceae; Desmidiales; Closteriaceae
Source: the annotation of a GenBank genome assembly